CGUCCGCGAACGAGUUCCGCUGUCCCCGUGGUCCCCGAGGCUGGCUCCAGGCUCCUCCGCGGGAAGUGCGGGUGCCGACAUGCGCCCCCUGCUUGGCCUGCUCCUGGUUUUCGCUGGCUGCACCUUCGCACUGUACUUGCUGUCGACGCGACUGCCCCGCGGACCGAUACUGGGCUCCGCCGAGGAGGCUGGAGGCAGGUCACUGUGGUUCCCCUCUGACUUGGCUGAGCUGCGGGAGCUCUCUGAGAUCCUUCGAGAUUACCGAAAGGAGCACCAGGCCUAUGUGUUCCUGCUCUUCUGCAGUGCCUACCUCUACAAACAGUGCUUUGCCAUCCCUGGCUCCAGCUUCCUGAAUGUUUUAGCCGGUGCUUUGUUUGGGCCAUGGCUCGGGCUUCUGCUGUGCUGUGUGUUGACCUCAGUAGGUGCCACGUGCUGCUACCUGCUCUCCAGGAUAUUUGGCAAACAGCUCGUGGUCUCCUACUUUCCUGAUAAAGUGGCCGUGCUUCAGAGUAAGGUGGAAGAGAACAGAAACAGCUUGUUUUUUUUCUUACUGUUUUUGAGGCUUUUCCCCAUGACGCCUAACUGGUUUUUGAACCUGUCGGCCCCAAUUCUGAACAUCCCCAUUGUGCAGUUCUUCUUCUCUGUUCUUAUCGGUUUGAUCCCCUACAACUUCAUCUGUGUGCAGACAGGCUCCAUCCUGUCAACUCUUACCUCUCUGGAUGCUCUUUUCUCCUGGGAAACUGUCUUUAAGCUGUUGGCCAUUGCUCUGGUGGCCUUAGUUCCUGGAACCCUCAUUAAAAAAUUUAGUCAGAAAGACCUGCAUUUGAAUGAAACAAGCAACGCCAAUUAUCUAAAUAGUAGAAAGGACACGUGAUCUGGAAUUUUUGGUUGCUCUGUCUUUGGACUCUAUUGCUUAUUUGUGUAAUGGGCGUGGUCCUCUACAGCCCCUCAUUGUAUUUUAAUUACCCUCAUCAGGUGAUUUGGACACUUGUCUAUGUGUAGUAUUUGUUAUAAAGGACACUGUACUCUAAAAGGUGAAUCAUAUCAGGCUCUCAAAUCAGCCGUGGUUUAGCAAGACAAUGUGAAAUGGAUGGCUUCUUCAAAAAAUCCUGUUCACAUUUUGUUGAAUAACAAAGAACUCAGGAUAAUGUUGUAUUUGCCUCUUGCCAAGCCCUGAGCUGCCUCUAGAGACUGUCCUUGUUUAGAGUGCCUCUUUUGAAAGUGAUAGGCUGUUGUGACAGGUGUUUUCCUAUUAAGUCCCUGGCGUAUGUUAUUAGUGUAAAUGAUGACGUGUGAACCCACAUCACUGACAUCACUCUUCAUCUGGUUAGUCUCCUGAAGAGUGUUUUUUUUUGUACUUUUGCUGAUGACCUACCUCUUCCACAACCAAGGGAAAGAAGCUGACAAACUGCUUAGAACCUCCACGUACAGCUCAAUGCAGUGAUUUCUGUGAUGCUCUUUGUGUUCAGAGAUGUUACUAUAUAUGUUACAUUUCCUCUUGGUUGCAUGUCCUGACAAGCUGGUUGCAAACAGACUAUUAAAUAUGAAUAGAACAAACUCUGUAUGUUAUGGAUAUGUUCUGGAGAAAUUCUUAUCCAUCUAGACAGAGAAGGGCCCUUGACGCACUUGAAUCAAAUGACCAGUAUAUUUUCUAAUCUGUCCUUUAUGUGUGAGAAUCUCUUCCCCCGUCUUCCUGCUAGGAGUGUGGAUUCAAUACCCUCAGGUAUUAGCCAGUGUACCCUCUAAAUGUUUUUCAAUUUGUCAUUUGCCAAGAAUAACAGGAAUAAUUAUAUUUUAUCUUUUAAUUCAAAGAGGAAAACUUGGUUUGGAGUUUCUUUGUUGUGUUUUAUAUCAGUUAUCUGUAGCUGUCAUUGCUUCCUUCGCUGCAGUGUUGAAUUGGCACAGACCUGGGUUGAUGCUUCCAGGGACAGGAGGACCUGGCACCUUAACUGGCCAGCUCUGGGAUCCUGUACCCAUCAUGUAGGAGUAGCUCAUCAUGUCCUUGGGCAUGAUCUGCUGGGUUUCGAUCUGGCUUAGCCAAGAAUCUUGCCAAAGCUUUAACCUAGGCCAUGGGUUCUACGUGAAUUCUUGGGAAUAUUCCUUUUUGGGAAGAAUGAAUUCCCAAGCAUUGUUUUUUUUUGGACAUGGUAUGAUCCAAAAAGCACAAUAAGGACUUAAUUUUAAAGAUGCGUUGCUUUAAAAGCUUGCUAACAAGAGGAGGUGAGGAGGAGGCCAACUGGACUUUGAAAUCCUUGGCUCUUGGUGUUAUGGAGUAGGGGUAAGUGGGGAGAAACAAGGAAGCUUUCCACACUGUUUCACGUGUGCCCUCUAUCAGGAUCCUUAGAUUGUUUCCCUCCCCUAUGAUCUUGCACCAAUGUGCCUUAUCAGUUGUGAGUUUAAAGGCAAAGCAAUUUCCCUAAUAAAUGGAUGUAAACGUUC
This is a messenger RNA of Pteropus alecto (black flying fox), 2439 nucleotides long. RefSeq names its product transmembrane protein 41A (gene TMEM41A). The transcript has 5 exons. The coding region runs from base 80 to 874 and encodes 264 amino acids. The record is from RefSeq and is a predicted model, not a curated record. NCBI's taxonomy places the organism in Eukaryota, Metazoa, Chordata, Mammalia, Chiroptera, Pteropodidae.